GACUGUAUGCGUUCGCGGUCUGUCGGUUUGCACGGCUCUUCGUGGCUAUCGAGGCAUCUAUCCCUCGACUCGGUAUCUGCUUAAGCAGACGUACACUUGUAUGCACGCGUUUGUCGCUGCUGCCCAACACCGCGCAGCGCAGAAGCGCAGCAGCUUUGCUUCUCGAAACAAGCCGGAAGGGCUUCCAUUCCGCACUCCCCAGCACGCACAGUACAGCCUCGCGUCGCACUCAUGGCGCGCCCCGCACCGCAUUCUGCAAUCCCUGCCCCGGCUGGCGCAGCAUUCCAGGCCCGGCCGCGCCGCCGUCAACGCCUCCAGCACCGCGACCGGCAGCAGCAGCAUCAAGCUGUUCAAAUCCCGUCGAUUGCCAUCCAGCCGCCUAGUCCGCCUCUUCCUUCAGUCCCCGCUUUGCGCAGAAGUAACAGCUUGAGGGUUCGGGUUAGGCGCAUUUUCUCGUCUUCAGUUGCGGGAGAGCAGCAGCAGCAACAACAGCCACAGCUGCGGCGGCGACAACAGCACCAGGAAGAGGAUAACGGGUUCUUGCAACCUGGCUACGCCCACCACCAAGAAGCCAGACGGGGCCGUCGUCUUAAUCGGAGAAGGUGGUCUACCUCGUCGUCGACGUCAGGUGAGGAGCUCGCGCCGUACGUGCAUCCGACGCAUGGGAGGCCGGGGACGAGUAUCAGGCAUACGGGCGACUUCAUCACGGUGCAGAACCCAAAUCCACAUACUGGGGAAAUGAGCCCGAGCGUGUUGAGUUUUAGUGGGGAGCAUGAGCAGGAGAGAGGGGAUGAGGUGGAAAUGGACGUGGGUAGGAUGGCAGUGGAGACUGGCUUGAGUGAGGAGCGAAAGCAAGAGCAAGGACAUGAACGAAGGGCUUUGUCGAGAGAGAAGGGGAGAGAGAGGAGAAAAGGCGGCGCCUGGGUGAGCCAGCUCUUUCCUCCAGCGCCGCCGCGCUCGCAAUCCCACUCCCACUUGCGCGCCCACCAAUCGUUCAACCGGCAUGGUCACCAUCAACCUCAUCACCAGACAACUCAACACCAGCCUCAACAUGAACCUCCACAUCAAAACAACCACCAACAACAACAACAGCACCACCACUAUCGAAAACCAAAAACUCCACCGCCACCGCCACUGCCGCCACCACCUCCCCCUAAAUCCCCCACUCCGCCUCCCUCUCACCCAUCACAAACACCCCGCUCGCGCGCCGCGCUCGACCUCCCGCCUACGCAUUUUGCGGCUUUCGACCCCGACAUGCUGCGCAGCAUGACAGCGGACGCGCUGGCGGGAGCAACGCCGCCAACGCCGCCAUCGCCAUCGACGGGGUCGCGUUCGACGCAGGUGCAAAUACAUCAGCACCACCAACAGCGGGAGUGGGAGCGAGACGGCCAAGAACGGCAGGAGCAAGGGCAAUGGCAACGCCCCCUUACACGUCCAACGAUGCAUCGACUGAAGACGAGCACUGGCUCCGAUGCUAUCGCGACGUGGACGACGGUGCAGAACAGGCAGGUGUUUGAGCUGCCGGCUGAGCUGCCUGCGUCGCUAGGCGAGGAGGGCGCGCUGCUGCGGCAGGCGUCCUGUCCCUACCCCCGCACGAGCAGACUUUGUCCGCAAGAGGGACCGCUCCUCGCUGCGCGCGACACCGGCACGCCGUUGCCUUAUCCGCUUGGAAACGGGGUUGAGGUUGCGGUUGGGGCUGCGCGCCCUGCUCCUACAGCCUCCGCUUCUACUGCCAUCCCCGCCGCCGCCGCCGCCACCGCCCCCGCUGCUGCUGCUGCUGCUGCUGCUGCUGCUACCACUGCAGGCGCUAGCUACACAAGCUACAGGGACGUCGCCGGCUCUGCGCCCGUCGAGCCUCCGUCUCUGCCGCCGCAUAGACAGCCUGUCGCGGGUCUUGGAAUCAGGCUCAAUCCCACGCCGUCGCCUGGCGUGGACGCAGGUGCAACACCACCAGCACCAGCAGCAGCGCCAGUAGCAACAGCAGCGCCCCCUCCUCCGAUCCCGCCCCGUCUGCGCCCACCAAAUGCGCCGGCCGCGCAGCAUCCGCGCCCUCAGCACUACCAGGCCACGCCUACCCCGCCCGCGCCUUCAUGCACACAGCACGCGUCGCCGCGCGAGCGAACCCGCCUCUACGGCACCGGCGUCCAGCGCCUCGUCGUUGUGUCGGGCGCGGAGGCUAGGCGAGAGGUUCGUCUUCAGGCUCGAGAAAUUGGGGAUGUGGCGACUUCUGCUCAGCUGCAUCAACCUACCCAACCUACCCAAACCACGAACCCACCCCAGCCCGCCCGCGCACCUCCACCUCCGCCCCCACCCCUGCCUCCGCAGCCAGAGCCACGGCUAGAACAGCAACAGCAGGUAAACGCACCACCACCACCACCACCACCACCACCACCACCACCAACAACAACAACAACAAGCAAGAAACGGCGCCGGCUGUCGUGCCUCUUCCCUGCUCGGCAGCGCUCACGGCACUGCUCCACCACAACAGCCUCAACCAACAAUCCCUCAGCACAAACCACCACAGUCCCAACCCCCGCCACGUCCACAACCACAGCAGCGCCAGCUCCACCACGCCAAAGCGCACGCCACACCCAAGCACGCACCCCACACCCAAACGCAAAACACACACACACACCACCACCCCUCCCCACGCCCCUCGCCCUCGCAAAGUUCCUCCUCCUGCUCUGGUGCGCGCUGAACGCGUUCCGCGUCGUCGGCGCCGUGGGCGAGGCGCUCUGGGCCACGGGGUGGCCGGUGCGCGUGCUUUUCCGGGGCUUGGGGGUUGCGGGAGGCUGGGUCAGGGGCGGGGGGUGGUAGGUGGGAUGGUGGUAGGGCGUGCGUGGAGAGAGGGUGGUAGAUGGGGUGUGUGCGUGGGGGUGCGGGUGGUAGGUGGGGUGCGAAGGGGGGGUUGAGAGGAGAGAGGUUGCGCAUAAGCAGCGAAACUUAAGGUAGUCAUUAUCAACUGCGUUGCGUG
Messenger RNA from Aplosporella prunicola CBS 121167, 2974 nucleotides. RefSeq lists its product as uncharacterized. The transcript is spliced from 2 exons. The record is from RefSeq and is a predicted model, not a curated record. The coding region runs from base 232 to 2817 and encodes 861 amino acids. NCBI's taxonomy places the organism in Eukaryota, Fungi, Ascomycota, Dothideomycetes, Botryosphaeriales, Aplosporellaceae.